Messenger RNA from Cherax quadricarinatus, 603 nucleotides. The record is from RefSeq and is a predicted model, not a curated record. NCBI's taxonomy places the organism in Eukaryota, Metazoa, Arthropoda, Malacostraca, Decapoda, Parastacidae.
AUGAAAGACCAGCCUGAGUUCAGUGCUUUUAUGCUGCCUUUCAUCAUACACUCAGCUCUUAGAACAGACUCCAUCAAUCGAAGGGAAGUUUUAUCAAGGCAGUUUGCAGCAUUCUUUGAAGAUCACGUCAGGACUGUCAAAGCUGCUUCAGGCUCGAGGACAAACAGUAAGAAUAUGUGCAUCAACAAGGCUGGUCUUCAGGUCUUACUCAGUGUUAUUGAUUAUCUUCGUGCUCAAACACCAGACAAGUCUUUUUCUCACAGAAGCACAGUGACUCCAUGGGAAAGAAACUUGUGGCUAGAGGUGAAUUACCUUCAGGUAGCUGAGGCAGCUCACUAUUGUGGUGCACACUUUUCUGCACUUCUUUUCCUGCAUCUGCAUUGUGAAGCCUUGCAAUGUGAAGUCAACAAUAAGCAGAUGAAGAAGUCUGUAGCAGUGAGUGGACAAGCCUCACUGUUAAUGCAGAUCUCACACCUCCCUCAGGCUGCUACUCUGGGGAAACUAAUGCUGCAGGUAGACAUUUUGAACUUAUUUGAGAUUUUUCUUUCAAAUUUGCAUUUAAAUGCAUUGUUAUACUUUAACCCCUUAACUGUCCAAACGUAG